GAUAUUAGACCAGUUCUUGGGCUAGGAGUACUAUCUGAAUUAAGAAGAGGAGAGGUUAAGUAUCAGACCCCCUUUUGUGGCAUGGGGGGAAGGGAGUUAUUGGGAGAAUAAGGCUAUUUAUAUCAGGAAAAGUGAGGCUGAUCAUUUGUUGGAGCAGGUGUCUCACAAGAAGGGUGCGUUCUGAUAGUAAUUGGUAUAUCAGGCCGGAAGGGGAAAGAGAGGGUUUUGGGAUAAUACCAGGGUGGAAAGAAAAGCAGAGGUUAAUUAUGAUGAUAACAAGUGUAGGGUAUCCAGUCUGAUGAGUUGUGAGUCAGGCUUCGGGGGGAGGAAAGGGAGUAUAAUAAUAAUAAUAGGGGAAAAGUUAAAGCAUACAAUAAAGGAUGGUUGCUAAACCCACCCACAGUAUCCCUGAAUUGGGAAGCGAGCCCCAAGUUAGCCCUACUUGUCUUGUUUAAUUUGACCGUUUAGACAGGGAAAGCUAAAAUCCAUAAGGGAUGGAAGGGGAGGAAAACAGCGGUCCUCCCUCCUCAGGAGUGUUUGCGGACUGGAGUUUGGCCUUUUGGACUCUGUGCUCAGUGAUCCUGCCGGUAGUGAUCACCUUGUGGUGCAGCUUCCAGCGAUCCCGGAGGCAGGUGCUGAGGCGAGACAUCUUCCGCCAGAGCAAGCACGACUGGCACUACACAGAUCUCUUUGGCCAGCCCACCUAUUGCUGUGUGUGUGCCCAACACAUUCUUCAGGGAGCUUUUUGCAGUUGCUGUGGGCUGUGUGUCCACGAAGGGUGUCUCAAGAAGGCUGACCAACAUUUCCUCUGCAAGGAGAUUAUGAUGAGGAGUGAUGGUGAACCCCACACCUCUAUGGCACAUCACUGGAUCCGAGGCAACGUCCCACUGUGCAGCUAUUGUGUCGUAUGCAAGCAGCAGUGUGGCACCCAGCCCAAGCUCUGUGACUACAGGUGCGUUUGGUGUCAGCACACUGUACAUGAUGAUUGCAUGCAGAGUUCUCUGAAGAGCGAGAAGUGUCGUUUUGGAGAAUUCCGAAACUUAAUUAUUCCACCAUAUUACUUAUCCACCAUUAAUCAGAUACGUAAGGAUAAAAGAACUGAUUAUGGAAAGUUGGCAUCCUCCUAUGGUAAACACUGGACCCCAAUAAUAAUCCUGGCUAAUACUCGUAGUGGAAACAACAUGGGCGAAACAUUGUUGGGCGAGCUUAAGAUUCUCUUAAACCCAGUUCAGGUUUUUGAUCUGAGCAAAAUUUCACCUGCCAAAGCACUCCAGCUUUGUACCUUGCUGCCUUAUAAUUCUGCUAGGGUACUUGUUUGUGGUGGGGAUGGCACAGUGGGCUGGGUCCUGGAUGCAAUUGAUGAAAUGAAGAUAAAGGGACAAGAACGGUAUAUUCCACAAGUUGCAAUCUUACCUCUCGGAACAGGUAAUGACCUGUCUAAUACGUUGGCUUGGGGUGCAGGUUAUGCUGGAGAAGUCCCAGUGGAACAAAUUUUACGAAAUGUAAUGGAGGCAGAUGGAAUCAAACUAGACAGAUGGAAGGUUCAGGUAACAAACAAAGGAUACUACAAUUUAAGAAAACAAAAGGUGUUCACAAUGAACAACUAUUUUUCUAUAGGACCAGAUGCUCUCAUGGCUCUCAACUUUCAUGCGCAUCGUGAGAAGUCUCCCUCACUGUUUUCCAGCAGAAUUAUUAAUAAGGCUGUUUAUUUUUUCUAUGGAACCAAAGAUUGUUUAGUACAGGAAUGUAAAGAUCUUAACAAAAAAAUUGAGCUAGAGUUGGAUGGUGAGAGAAUCGAUCUGCCGAAUUUGGAAGGAAUCAUCGUCCUGAAUAUUGGAUACUGGGGAGGUGGCUGUAGAUUAUGGGAAGGAAUGGGUGAUGAGCCUUAUCCCCUGGCAAGGUAUGAUGAUGGAUUGCUGGAAGUUGCUGGGGUUUAUGGCUCUUUCCACUGUGCACAGAUUCAGGUGAAAUUAGCCAAUCCUGUUCGACUAGGACAGGCACACACUGUGAGGCUGAUUCUGAAGAAUUCAAAGAUGCCAAUGCAGGUGGAUGGAGAGCCAUGGGCACAGGGACCCUGCACUGUUACCAUAACUCAUAAGACACGUGCACUGAUGUUAUAUCACUCGGGUGAACAAACGGAUGAUGAUGCUUCCAGCAUGUCUGAGCAGGAACACACAAGGGAACAGACGGAUGAAGAUAUAUAGGUUUUGAAGAAUUUUACAUAAUAUAUUAAUCAAUUCUCAUUAAAAAACUUAAAUAUAUAUUAAAUGUUCUGUCUCAAUAACGAUACCUUUAUGCAGUAAGGUGUAGACUUGAGUGGCAUAGGGAUUUAAAAAAAAAAAAAAAAAAGCCAUGCUUUCAAGUAUUAAAGUAUUAAUGGAAAAAUCUCCAGGCUAACCUUUAGCAAAACACUUAGGUGUAUACUAUCAAAAUGAAAAUCUCACCAUAACUUAAACUGAUUUUUCUUAAGGCUAAAUGUUUAGUAUGUCUUGAGAAUACUAUUUUCUCUUUUUAAAUAAGCAGUAUGUCUUACUCAGUUCAAUAAUAUACUGUGAAGUGCACAUAACAGAAAUAUCGAAAUGUGACUUUGGGUAGCACAACCAUCUUUUAAGACCUAUAACAAGAUUGUUUCUUUUGAUGACAAUUGGCAACACUUUUUAAAAACUGUUACAGAUAACGGAUCUUGUCUGAGGAUGAUCUGAAAAUAGCAACAUGGCAAGUCAGUCUGUGCCACCACAUUGAUCGUAUAUACAGAUAUGAUCUGAUUCAGUAAAAAUGUAUUAUCUGCUAAAACAGAUGGAGAACAUAUGUAAAUUUUGCUUCCUGACUAGGUCAUGCAAGGUGAAUAAUAGCUCUGUGGGAUUUAGAACUUUAUCUCCCAUUUAAAUGUGUGACCACAAAAGAGCAUUAUUACAAACAGUGAUAUGAAAAUUCUGAAUAGAUGUAACAGUAGAUAUAAACAUCCUGUUUAGGUAACCAUCAAGAUUUCUCAAGGUAAAUAUUGACCUAGUUGAAGCUUCUCAGGUUAAAGCUUCUCAGGUUUAAAACUUCAUGGUCGCUUCAGCAGAAAUAAAUAUUUGCUCCUUAGUUAUUUUUACGAGCGAGUAACUUAACCUACAAAGCCAAAAGCUUGAAGCUAAGGAGUAAACCUGUCACUAAUCAAUCCAAUUGAGCUCAUGUACUGCAAAUGAUCUCCGAACAGUAACUGAAAUUAUAGUGGAUGUGUGCUACAUACGUUAAGCCCAGUGAUAGGUUAAGGAAAGAGUCUUGGUCUAAACACUGAAUGUUCUUACCUCUUUUGUCAUUUUAAGCCAGCGCCCUCAAAUAACUUUCCUUUUGUUUUCUGUAUGCUAGUUUAAAGGGACACAGUCAAGUAGGGUAGGCCAUAUAUCUAGGUUUUGUAAACCAAAUGCAAUUGUUUUACAAAAUCUAAAAAAAAGUUUCCAUGGAUUACCUAAUGUUAAUGAAAACAAUUUUUAAACAAUUUAUUUAAGCAUUUUUGUACAGGUUUAUGGAAAUCAAACACAACAGCACUAUAUCAGUGCAUGAGAGACCAGGAAGUUAAACAGAACCUUUCUGGUUUGAAUUUUCCAUGCUGAGUGAAAAGCAAAAAGCAAACAUAGUUUAUAUGGUAAAAAGUUAAUUACAUUUUUGAAACUCUUCCAUUUUUAAUAAUCUUUCAAGAUAAAAAUAUGUUUUAACUUGACAGUGUCCCUUUUUAAAAGUUUACAUGCUAGAUUCUAAAUACUACUGACAUUAGUAAAUUCAUAAUUAGACAGAUUUGCAAGGUGUUUAUUAUAUAUGUGAUUAGAAAGUAAUUAAUUGUAAGUGUUGACAAAUGUAAAUUUUAUACUUGGUAGCCUUAUAGACCUUCUUUGAAUUUAUAAUUUAUCAUGUAAAUACAUUGCGAUUUGAGUCAUAAAAGUCGACAUAAAAAGUAAAUUAAAAAUACCCAAAGUAGAUAUACCAUGUUAUAAAUAGAUCCACUAUCCAAAUCUUCUUUGGUUAAAACUGAUUUAGGUUAUACUAGCUUAAAAAUCAUUUUAAACUGGUAAGCCUCUAUUCUAUUUAUUUAUAUUUGAGUAACUUAUUCACACUUAUUUUUAAAAAUAUUUAUUUAAGUAUUAUGCUCUUAUCCUUGUGUACUAAUGUUUACAGACAAGUUAUAAAGCUCUGGAAAAACUGGGUAUGUAUUUGGAAUGCAGAUACAUUAGAAAGACAAUGACAGGAUUUCUUUAUCUAAACUUAUCAAACUGUGUUGGGAAGAGUCAUCGAAAGUUUAUCUGGAAAUUUUCAAGCUAUAUUUCAAUACUCAUAGGAUCAAAAACUGUCCAGAAUUUUGAAAGUUUGAACCCCCACCCUACCCUUAAAUCAAAACUUACAAAAUGUUUUUUUCCUGGUCCUGAGGAGAUGGUAGAUUGAAAAUCCAUCCUGUCUCUAGAUGGAUACCAGGGACCGGAUUGCUGCCUUCCUAAACUGUGUCAGGGAGAUCUCAGGGACCUGUGCCUGUCCAUGGACCGGUCGUUGAAACACUGCUCUAGAUAACAGCACAGUUAGUGAGAACAGGCUGUCUCCCAGUUUUUGCUCCUGGUUGGAGGAAGGAAACAGGUACAGCACCUAAGACAACGGGGUAUUGGCCAGGAGGUACUGUAUGCAGACAAGCUGGAUCUUUCCACUCAGGGCCGGCUCCAGGCACCAGCAUUCCCAGCAGGUGCUUGGGGCGGCAAUCUGCAAGGGGCGGCAGUCGGUGUGUUUUUGCCGCCCCAAGCAGCGCGCCGAAUUGCUGCCGUGGACAGCGGGGGCAGUCCAUGCGCCGUUAGGGUGGCACGCGCGUUUCCGCAGCGGCGGCAAUUCGGCGGCAGCUUCUAUGUUCAGCUGCCCGCGGCGGCAAUUCGGCCGCCACCGCAGAAACGGGCGUACCGCCCUACACGGCACACCGACUGCCCCCGCCGUCUGCGGCAGCAAUACGGCGCACUGCUUGGGGCGGCAAAAACAGUAGAGCCAGCCCUGCUUCCACUGACAGCAACUCGCUGAGCACUUCUCAGGAUCUGGUGCCAAAUGGGUGAGAGACUCUCUGGGCAGUACAAAUCCAUGAAUAGCUUUGUAAUACAGGAGGAGAAUGGACAGUGAAGGUAACACUUCAUCUAAUACCUACUUGGUAAUUUUGGAGAGCUGCUUUCUGAGGAUGGCCCUAGUUGUCUCAGCCAGAUCAUCGCUCUUUGCAUACUGAUGGGAGGAGAAUUAUGCUGCAUGUAGGAGUGAUUAGAAGUGAAUGUCUGAAUAGUCGAGGGCAUUUGAUGGGUAACAAAUUUAGAUGGUGUAUGCUUGGAAAGCCUUUCAGAAAAUUCUAUUUGAGGGUGGUAGAAGAUUGCACUCGCUAUACAUGUUUAUCUCCAAGUCAGAUAUGCCAUACCCACUUUUCCUGCAAUUGUCUCUAGUUGUCCACAGGUCAGAGGACUUUUUAAAAACAAAUGUUAAGGCUGGAAUUUAAAUAUGUCAAGUGAUCACAGGAAUCUUGCAAUUCCCAACUUACCACCCAGUGGUUUUUUUAGGUUUUUUUUUUUUUUUUAACUUCUCUUGCUCGACUGUUUUAUUUUAAUCAAAACUUUUCAGUUCAUCACAAAUUUAGAGUCAGAUUCUGUUGUGAAUUUCUCCCUGUGCAACCACUUUAGUCUGCAGAAGUUAUAAGACAUUAUCAUUUGCCUCCCCACAUCUAAUUUGCAUAUAAAUUAAAUAAAGAUACUUUUCCGUUUUAAUGGUAGUUGCUCAUGUGCUGUUGUAUAUUUAUCAUGGCUGUGAAUCUGAUGAAAUUCACAUUUUAAAAAAAUAGAUGAUAGAAAACAUGAAGCACCUGAUACAGUUUUGUCCAUUGAUUAUCCUAUUUUUUAAUUAAAAAUAGGCUUUGACAAUUGGAAACAUAAAAAUAUUGCAAUAUAUUUGUUACUCAGAAGAGGGUGCUCUGCUAUUGAAAUUCGUGCCCUGCUCUAAGAGAAGCCACACAGCAUUUAAGGAUGACAUAAAUUAUGAAUACAUUUAAUUUCUCAGAGGCUUCUCAUAAGCAUAUUAAUUUGAAUAAAAUGUACAGCUGCAGAAAUAUUGAGCUAUUAAUUUAGCAAGCAUUCAAAAUAUUCAUUCACAAAGCUGUGUAAUUCUAGGCUACAUUGAGAUUUUAUUGCAGCAUAUGCUAGUGUACCUAAAGAUCGGUCAGUGCUUCUGAUAUAAAUCCUUUUCCUGGGUUUAUAACCUACAGGUUGAAAUGUUUUUGGUGGGCUUAAACUUGCACACAAAACCUAGAUAUGGAGUGAACUUUUUUUAUCCCCUCACAACCUCCUUACUUAUUAACUUUCACAAUUUGUAUAAAAUAUAUAUAUUUAUCUUUUUCUUAGAGUAGUUCACAGGUCAGAGUAAAAGUUUAUUGAUUUUUGGAGACACUUCUGUAUUCUUGGGUCUUCUGCAUCUUGUUUGUUUUUUCAAAAGCAAUGUUCCCAAUCCAUAAGGUGGGCCCUACACCCUUUCUAUUUUUCCCCUUGAAAUAAAAUAGUUGAGGUCUGACAGUAGUUGCCAUUCAUGUUUAUCUUUUUUAUAAGAAAUUGUGCUACUUAUUGGCUAUGAUCUAUUUAUAACGUUGCGUACUGGUGGUCAUGUGUUUACAGCAUACCUCAGCAUAGCGCCAAAACUAUCACAAUGGGUAAAUAGUCCAAAUUCUCCUUUCCAAUGCACCGAUGAGGCUCCAGUUUUAAAUGGACACACCUAACUUUAAAUCUGAUGUGUGUUUGGAACAUUUUUGUAAUCUGCUGAUUGUUCUGGAUUGCAUUCACUUCAGCUGGAGUAGUGGGUGCUAACACCUUUGAAAACCAGGCCCCUACUAAUUUUUCCCUGUUUGGGCCUAUUUACAUUCUAGAAUUCUACCAUAUAAACACAAUCGAGAGAACCUGAUUUUGAUAACAGGAUGAAGAAAGCCAUGAUUUAGCAGUCAUAGACAGGGCAAAUCUUAUUCAGCACCAUGUUCCUGGUCCAAGCAAAAUCUAAUCCCAGUUAGAUGACGUGGUGAAGAUGAUGAAUUAGAUUUGUCUGGUCUCCACUAACCAUACAGUCAGGAUCGUCAGUAUUAUGUUGGCUAACUAGCAACAAGGGAAAAAAGAAUAUUUGUAAUUGCAAAACGUGCUCGGAAAAACUACUAAAAUUGACUGGAGCGCUUGGACAGUUGUAAUACUAGAAACUUCCUUCUAAUUCACUUUUUGUAAUUGACUUGUUUUGAAGUUUUUGAUAUCCUUGUAAGUUGGAGCCAUUCUGAGGUCAGUGCACAGUUCUGUGCUUCUAUUUAGAUUGCAUUUCAGUCAGGUAUUUUUCCCUGUGUAUAUAGACUUGUAUCCUGUGCUGCUGCUUUUUAUUUUUUAUUAUGUGAUGUUAUUCAUGGUAUGUUUUAAUAGGUGUAAAAUUUAGGUCCUCCCUAUCAGUCCAAUGCACUUUUUUUUCUAGAAGACAGCAUUCACUGAAGAGACAAUGCUGAUUAUUUAUGGUCUUUGCGCUGAAACCUACAAAAACUUAUGAACUUGAUUAAUUUUUAGCACGUAUGUCUUUAUAGGAUCAGGACCUUGAUGUUUUUCAGUCUAGCAGUUACACUCAGCAAUGUGCUUGCAGUGUUACUCACUGGGGUAAGCAGGCUUAGUUGAGAUCCAAAAUAGCCUCCUUAAAAAGUGCAAGUUACAGUCUUUACCUGGAAAAAUAUUGUCUAUUGUUCCGUAGCUUUCAACAGCAUUAAAAAUGUUAAUGUAAUCCAUGGUGACUUCUUACAGAAUAUCCGAAUGUUGAAAAUAUACCACUGUUAUUUAGUUCUGAUGUAAGAGUAACACAUUUUUGAAAUUCCUUGUAUGUAUGCUCUUCGUUUCCUAUUUCAUUACAUAGUGUGACUGCAGAUUUCUUUUUUUUUAAACUGUCAGCUAGAAAUAAUCUAGAAUAUUUUUAGAUUUAAAAAGAGAUUACUGCAACAUUUUAGUGGUGUGGUUGGUCCUAUUGAAUGUGAACUCUCCACUUUAAAAAAAAUAUGCUCUGAUCUUGUUCUGAGGAACUGUAGCUGCUUAUUGAGCACAGUGUAGGGUGACAAAACAUCACUUGUUUUUUGUGAACAGUAUUCACACAUUCCAUAUGUUUAAGGCCCAUUCCUGCAAGCUCUGCCCACUCAAAAUUCCUAUUUGCUUCACUGAGUGCUGAAUAUUCACUGAUCCCAGGAUUGGGGUCUGUUGGGAUAGAUCUUCAGCUGGAGCAAAUCAGCAUUGCUCCAUUGAACCAAGUGGUGCUAGGCUGACUUUCACCAGCUGUAAUGUUUUGGAAGUCUGAAUUACCUUCAUAGUUUAAAACUAUCUUUUUUGUUUCUCUUUAACAUUUCCCUGUCUUCUGUGCCCACAUUAUCUACAAUGGUCUUUACACUUUCAAGUUCAGAGUUGUUAAUUUAAAAUGUUUGUAUCCAUCAAACAUAACACCGAUUAUUGUAUUGACUUCUCUUUAAAGAGGAAAUGGAAACUAUUGUUGUAAGGAUUUCAGUCUGUAUCUUCAAAGUUUACAUCCCUCGUUAGUCACAUGUCCACUACUAACUCAUGUAGCUCUUAGAACUCUAGCCAUCUAAUCUUUAUAGAUUUUUUUUAUAGUAAAACAGAAUGAUUUUUUUAUUUUUGUAGCAUAUGCCUUCAAUAUGUAUAAUAGAAAUAACAAUUCAAAAAGCAUAUUCUGAAUAUUGUAAAAAAAAUAUUUGUGAGAAAAUACCAGCACGUCAAAGGUUUACAAAAACCUAUUCUUUAGGAUAGAAGUAUUCUGAUAGUGUAAUAUGUUUGUAUUCUAUGUGCAUAUGCAGAUUCUGAAAUUGCACUAAAUAAGAAACAAAGAGCUUUUUACAAAUCCAAGCACUGGAUCAAAAUGCUGAAUUCGUAACAUUUAGUGUUCUUUUUAUCCAGAAAAGUGAUGGGUGGUUGGUUAGUGGUUUUCCCACAGAACAGUAAUGCGGGAAUCCAUCAAUUUAUUCAGAAACAUAAGUUGGUGCCUAAUGUUGCAUAUUAAGCUGUGGCUAUCAUUCAGUAAAGUGCCCAAAAAUUAACAAAUGCCCAUUUUUCCUCCACCACCUCCCCAUGCUCCCCCCCACCCCC
Trachemys scripta elegans is the source of this 9137-nucleotide messenger RNA. RefSeq names its product diacylglycerol kinase epsilon (gene DGKE). The transcript has 11 exons. NCBI's taxonomy places the organism in Eukaryota, Metazoa, Chordata, Testudines, Emydidae. The coding region runs from base 495 to 2204 and encodes 569 amino acids. Gene Ontology annotation, molecular function: ATP-dependent diacylglycerol kinase activity. The record is from RefSeq and is a predicted model, not a curated record.